Molecule: messenger RNA, 450 nt
Organism: Rhizophagus irregularis DAOM 181602=DAOM 197198
Lineage: Eukaryota; Fungi; Glomeromycota; Glomeromycetes; Glomerales; Glomeraceae
Biological process (GO): vesicle-mediated transport; protein secretion
Cellular component (GO): Golgi membrane
Source: RefSeq, a predicted model, not a curated record
UUUAAUAUUUAUAGUCAUCCAGUUGCUUUAGCAUUCCAUUUGUUAUUUCGUACUGGAGCUAUAGCUAUAUACCUUUUUGGUCGUCUAUUCACCACAAAUUUUUCUUUAAUUUUUAUCAUUUGUGUUUUAUUGCUGUCAUUUGAUUUUUGGACUGUUAAAAAUGUGACUGGAAGGUUGCUGGUAGGAUUAAGAUGGUGGAAUGAUAUUCAACCUGAUGGAACAAAUGCUUGGGUAUUUGAAAGUAGAGACCCUUCAAGACCUGUAAACCCCAUUGAUUCGCGUAUAUUUUGGAUUUCGCUUUAUGUUGCAUUAGUAAUUUGGCUAUUUUUAGCAUUUCUUACGUUAUUUAAUCCAGAAUGGCUUUUAAUUGUAAUUGUUGCUAUAAUCUUAAAUAUGGCUAAUGUUGUUGGUUACACCCAAUGUGAUAAAGAUGCCAAAAAGAAAUGGGCU